CCCUCACUGAGCUGCAAAGGUAGCAGACACUACUUCUGUGGCUUCAGUGCACAUGUAGGCAUCAUGAGACUGGUACUUCCCAACCCAGGACUGGAUCUCCGCAUCCCUAGACAUGAAGAUUUGGAGAGGAUGGAAAAGGAAGAGGACGCGGACAGGCCUAAAUGGGACAACAAAGCCCAGUAUAUACUAACCUGUGUGGGCUUCUGCAUUGGUCUUGGUAAUGUGUGGCGAUUUCCUUACUUGUGUCAAAGUCAUGGAGGAGGUGCCUUUUUGAUUCCUUACCUCAUCCUGCUGGUGCUGGAGGGAAUGCCUCUCCUGCUGCUUGAGUUUGCCAUUGGUCAGCGACUCAGGAAAGGCAGCGUGGGAGUAUGGAGGGCCAUCAACCCUUACCUCACAGGUGUUGGUAUCGCCUCUAUGCUAGUGUCCUUUUUGGUCGCACUGUACUACAACACAUUAAUAGCCUGGAUCUUGUGGUAUCUCUUCAAUUCUUUCCAAGAGCCUCUGCCUUGGACGCAGUGUCCUCUCAGUGAAAACAAGACAGGAUUUAUACCAGAAUGUCAGCAGAGCUCCACUGUGGAUUAUUUCUUUUACCGAGUGACUCUGAAUAGUUCAACGGCUAUCACUGAGUCUGGAGGAAUCCAGUGGCCCAUAGUAGUCUGUCUACUGUCCGCCUGGACUAUUAUUGCUAUAUGCUGCAUAAGAGGAAUUAGCACUUCAGGCAAGGCAGUGUACAUCACAGCCAUUCUGCCGUACAUAGUGCUGGCCAUCUUCCUGAUCCGAGGACUGACUCUGAAAGGAGCUUUCAGUGGGCUAAAGUUCCUCUUCACACCAGAUGUGGAUGAGUUGAUGAAACCAACAACGUGGUUGGAUGCAGGUGCCCAGGUCUUUUAUGCAUUUGGUUUGGCAUGGGGAGGCCUCAUCUCUUUCUCAAGCUACAACCCUGUUCACAAUAACUGUGUGCAAGAUGCUGUGAUUCUCUCUGUCGUAACUGGCCUCACAUCAGUCUAUGCUGCUACGGUCACCUACACCAUCAUUGGCUUCAGGGCCACUGAAAAAUAUGACACCUGUAUCAAUGAUAACAUCAUGACACUAUCGAAUGCAUUUGAGCUUCCUGAGGAGAGCAUCACUGUAGGCAACUAUGAUGCAGCUUUCAGUCAUCUGAACAGCUCCUAUCCUGAUGUUGUUAUUGGACUGGACAUCAAAACCUGUGACUUGCAGAAGCUUCUCAGUGAGGGAGUGGAGGGGACAGGUCUGGCCUUCAUUGUUUUCACAGAGGCCAUCACCAAGAUGCCUGGAUCCCCAAUCUGGUCCGUGCUCUUUUUCAUCAUGCUUCUCUGCUUGGGACUCUCAACCUUGUUUGGCAACAUUGAAGGAGUGGUGGUCCCCUUGAAAGACCUAAAUGUAUUCCCUAAAAAAUGGCCCCAUGAAGUACUGACUGGACUAACAUGUCUUGUGGCAUUCGUCAUCUCCCUCCUGUUUGCGCAGGGUUCAGGAAUUUACUGGGUCACUCUCUUCGACAACUUUGCAGGGUCGGUUCCACUCCUGACCAUUGGAUUUUUUGAAAUGAUAGCUGUCGUUUACAUCUACGGCAUUGACAGGUUCAAUGAGGACAUAAGGUUCAUGGUUGGAUAUAAGCCCUCCAUCUUCUGGCAGGUUUCAUGGAGGUUCGUCAGUCCUCUAAUCGUCUUGGUUAUCUUAAUUUUCUAUCUGGUGACUCAAGCCCAAGAGAAGCUCACGUAUUUAGUGUGGGACCCGAAUUCUUUUUUUUGUUUGUUUGUUUUCAGGAGAUGUUCCCAGCUCUGGCAUCAGUUCCUUACCCUUCCUGGAUCAAUGCAGUCAUCUUUCUUUUGGCAGGAAUCCCCAGCUUGGCAGUGCCUCUGUUUGCAUUGUUUAGGCUGGUAUUCGUGUGCUGCAGAAAAAAAUGUUGCGGAGAGAAGAAAGUGAGGCAGAUCUCCUCAUCAGAUAUGUGGAAUACCAGAUGAGCAAAAGCAUCAUGAAUGAACCACAACACCCUUCAAUCUCAUCACCUCAUCAUGCACAAAUGACUGACAAAUAUAGGUCUUUGGCAAAAGCCAUGGAGAUUAGGGCCCUGAAAUAACAGCAAAUACACAAACCCGUCUAUGGAUAUACUGAUAAUCGAUAGUACAGUGUCUGUAAAGUUCACACUUUCCAGGAAAAAAUGUGUCUCACAUGAGAGCAGGGAUUAGAAGGAAAUGCAACAGUGAUUUUUCUUUUUGUGUUUAAAAAGAAACUGUAACCAGCAACAAGUGAAUGUGCAUUAUAGUUGUUUAUUUUGUUCAGUGGAUGUUACCAUGCCAUAUUUGGUUUAAAUUUGGAUUUGUUCAGACACAACUUAUCUUGAUUUAAAGAUGAAUUGUAAGUUUAAUGAAAUUCUGUUUUGAAGGGAAAUUGUUUUGUUUGUUGUUCAGUCCUUACACACCAAGCAUGAACUACAUAGCACAUUAUUAACUUGCCAAAAUUCAGUCAGUAUGUGUUACUGAAUUUAAUAAAAUAACACAAGUAAGGUAACACCUUAUGAAUUCAU
This is a messenger RNA of Mugil cephalus (flathead mullet), 2545 nucleotides long. RefSeq names its product sodium-dependent neutral amino acid transporter B(0)AT1-like. The transcript is spliced from 13 exons. Gene Ontology annotation, biological process: sodium ion transmembrane transport. Bases 64 to 1944 code for a protein of 626 amino acids. NCBI's taxonomy places the organism in Eukaryota, Metazoa, Chordata, Actinopteri, Mugiliformes, Mugilidae. Gene Ontology annotation, cellular component: membrane. The record is from RefSeq and is a predicted model, not a curated record.